AUGUUCCAGACAUAUCCGCUUGCGGACUGCACCCGCGACACUAUCCAGGCCAUGAACCAGUUGCAUGACCUUUCGCAUGGUGGGUCGGCGAUGAAGUCCGCCAAGAUAAAGCGACACAACCCGUAUGCCAGCAAGCUGCUUGCCCCGGAGGACUCUGUCGAGUACAAUAGCAUGUUCAACUCUCCACUUUCCUCCCGCCAGUCCCCGCUGAACUGGGAGGCUCGGGCCUUUGACCCGUCGAUUAUGUACAGCGGCAUCAGCACGCCGUACCUCACACAGUCGCUCGCCAGUCUGCCGAUGGAGCUGCAUGUGCGCCGAUCGCUCUUCGGCGACAGCACAGCUGCUCUCCCGGGCAACUCCCCCUCAGGUGCGUCUACGGAGCUUGGCGACAGUCGCGCGCAGGUCACCAUUGCGCCGGUGGCGCAAUCAUCUGUGGCGGCGCCGACGAAAAAGACACCGGGAAAGGUGUACGUUGGUGGCUGCCCCCUUGUUGUACCACAGCAUGACAACGAGGUGACGGUGCAGCUGCGCCACAGUGAGGCUACCUUCGUCAUCCCCGACAUCUACAGUCUCAUGGCGUUGGAGGAGGAGACGCGAGACAUGGUGGGGAUGCCGGUCAUCGUCGAGGGUGACCGAGGCGAGGAUUUCGGCGUGAUUAGCGGCAUGGCCAAGGCAGAGGCCGCAACGGGAACAGCCGCGCCAUCACCCAAGACGGAGGAAGAUGCGGCGGCAAAGGUGUCACCAAGUUGCUCCGCAAAGCCAUUACUCAAAGUGCUGCGUGUCGCCUCCUCACUCGAGGUGCAGAAUAGAGAGGCACUCCUGCAGCGUGAGGCGGAGGCACUCGAAUACUGCCAGGCCUGCCUGCAGGAGGUGCAGCUGUCAGUACCUAUCACCAUUGAGGGUGUCGUCUUCCAGUUCGACCGCAAGAAGCUCACUGUUCGCUACACGAGCAACGCCUAUGUGGACUUCAAUGAUCUGACCCGUAUGCUGCACAAGAAGUACAACUGCCGCAUCUGGAUGGACCAACUGAACCGCGAUACGGUCAACACCGAGAAGCGCAGCCGCCGCGGCGAGCAAAGUGGGAAGAAGGGCAACCAGCAUCACAGGGGAGCACCGAAGCGCCGUGAGUAG
This is a messenger RNA of Leishmania braziliensis MHOM/BR/75/M2904, 1131 nucleotides long. RefSeq lists its product as hypothetical. Gene Ontology annotation, cellular component: cytoplasm. The record is from RefSeq and is a predicted model, not a curated record. The transcript has a single exon. The coding region runs from base 1 to 1131 and encodes 376 amino acids. Lineage: Eukaryota; Euglenozoa; Kinetoplastea; Trypanosomatida; Trypanosomatidae.